Molecule: messenger RNA, 2017 nt
Organism: Belonocnema kinseyi
Lineage: Eukaryota; Metazoa; Arthropoda; Insecta; Hymenoptera; Cynipidae
Product: 7-methylguanosine phosphate-specific 5'-nucleotidase-like
Exons: 4
Coding region: 206-1096 (296 amino acids)
Cellular component (GO): cytoplasm
Molecular function (GO): 5'-nucleotidase activity; magnesium ion binding
Source: RefSeq, a predicted model, not a curated record
CUCAGAAGUUCUGCUCCCAUCUUUGUAGACUGAACACUUUGGCAAUUGCCGUCGAUCUUUGAUCAUAUUUUGCCAAAAACAAGUCACAUGCUCAUUUCUUUGCUCUUCUCCAGAAAUUUUUAUUUUUCAAAGGUCGAAAUAUAAGUCUUCAUUUUGAUUCUUUUAAUACAUAGGUAUAGUUAAUUAUCUCCCCGAUUUUCACAUCAUGCCAAACGAAUUGACCUUUGCAGACUUUCCUAUUUUAAGUAGGAGUGCAGUGAAAAUUAAGGACAAGGAUGGGGUGAUAAGAAAAAUAAACAACAUCAUACAAGGAGGUCCUGCAAAACUACAAGUUGUUACGGAUUUUGACCUCACUUUAACCAAACAACAUGUCAAUGGAAAGAAUCACCUUAGUAGUUUUGGCAUAUUCGCAAAAUGCAAGCAGCUGCCAGCAAACUAUGAGGAGAUGGACAUUGAAACAACUAGAAAAUUUGUAAAAAUUGAGAAAGAUCCUGAAAUACCUUUAGAAAUAAAAAUUAAUGCUAUGGUAGAAUGGAUGGAGAUUAGCGAACAGUAUUUAACGGGAUACGAAUUCGAUCCUACGGAAUUGGAGGAAGUGGCUGAAAAAUAUGGUACGGAUUUGAGAGACGGUACGAAAAGCCUGAUGGAGAGGCUUAACGCGGCCAACGUUCCAGUGCUGGUUUUCUCUGCGGGACUUGGAGACAUGGUGGAGGCAAUUUUAAAGCAUAAUGGCGUUCUCCUUCCAAACGUAGAAUUAAUCUCAAAUUUUUUAAAAUACUCUGGUAAAAAGUUAGAUGGCUUCAAUGGGAAAAAAAUUCAUGUUUUCAAUAAAAAUGAAACCAGUUUAGACCCGGAACAUCUCAGGCGGUUGGAAAGCAGAAAAAAUAUUUUGUUGAUGGGUGAUAGCCUUGGAGAUACAACAAUGACCAAUGGCAUUCAAGAUAUAGAAAAUGUUUUCAAAAUCGGCUUUUUAUACAACAAGGACAAUGAAAUUGUUCGAAAAAGCUUAGAUGCGUACAUGGAUUCGUUCGACGUUGUCUUAAUAGAUGACCAAACUAUGGACCUUCCGUUAGCAAUACUGGAAAGGAUUGUUUAAUUUUUAGAAGAAAAAACUAAUUUCAAACACAUUUCUUUGAUGUACUAAAUUUUACUUUCUGUUCUUUCCCGCACUAACCCUUAAGCGGCACAAUGUUGCGACGGCGCACCAGAAUUUUUUAAAAUUUUGUUAGCAUUUACGCAGGGACAACUGCAGUGGCUUUUCCUCACAAUAUAUUAAAUAUAUAUGCUAAAUAUGCAUAAUAUAUGCUAGAUGGUUAUUCUAUGUUCAAUAUAUUCAAUAUUAAAAUCACCAAAAACCCCAUUCGCACCAGUAUGCCGUUUAUGGGUGUUCGGGUAGAGUAAAUGUUAAGGGUUAACUACAUGAGGGUUAACCCGCAUGAGGGUUAAAUACAUUUGAGUUGUCGAGAAUCAUAAGGGGCUAACCCGCGAAGUUUUAAAAAUUCACUUAUUUGCCUUUUAUAUUGUCCAAUCUGUCCUACGUGUCAUGCUGUCGUCAGAAUGUGAAAAAAUGGAAUCUUACUAUUUUUAAUAAAAUAACAAAGUUCCUCAAAAGGCCAUCCCUAAGACAUACUUCUUGAAAAGUUUCUCCGUUCUUCUGACAAAUUUUCCGAAGAAUGGUUAGCCCCUUAUGGCUCCCGACUAUUUAUAUAUAUCCAUCGUUGAUCGACUGCCGCAAAUCUUUCCUGAAGAGAAAGAUCUUCUUACGAACUCGUUUUGUAAUCGCACAAUAAUACUGCCAUGAGUGAUACAUUUUUCUUUCUAUGAAAUUUCUGGCAAAUUUUUGUAUUAAUGCUAAUUAAUUUGAUUCUUAUUAAUUAUUAGUAGCUGUUUUAUUUUAUUUCCUAUUUUGUACAAAUGCGGUAACCUAUCAGUGAGGCUGCGAGUUGCACAUGGGAAAUUGUUACCUAACGCUUUGGUUUUUAAGAUUCUAAGUGAGAAAUAUAUUUUUCCUAAACCA